AGGGAUAGAUGUCGCCACCCGAAACUGCCCGACACAAAUAAUCGGCCAUUUUCCUUUGUCAUACGCAGUAAAUUAUCAAGUGUCGGAACCUCGUUGUUUUUGUGGUGUUUUGUCAGAGAGUUUGGCAGUAAACCCGUUCGCAUAACCACAAUGGCCAGCCGCAAAAAGAUCCUGCUCAAGGUGAUCGUCCUCGGCGACUCGUCGGUCGGCAAGACGUCGCUGAUGAACCAAUACGUGAACCGUAAAUUCUCCAACCAAUACAAGGCGACCAUCGGCGCCGAUUUCUUGAGCAAAGAGGUGACGGUCGACGAUCGCACCGUCACCAUCCAGAUAUGGGACACGGCCGGCCAGGAGCGUUUCCAGAGUUUGGGCGUCGCUUUCUAUCGCGGCGCCGACUGUUGCGUGCUGGUAUUCGACGUGACCGCACCGAACACGUUCAAGUCGCUGGACAGCUGGCGCGACGAGUUCCUGGUGCAGGCGUCGCCCCGCGAACCCGAAAACUUCCCCUUCGUCCUCCUGGGCAACAAGGUGGACCUGGAACCGAGGGCCGUGUCGGCCAAACGGGCGCAACAGUGGUGCCAGUCGAAGAACAACAUCCCCUAUUUCGAGACGUCGGCCAAGGAGGGCCUGAACGUCGAACAGGCGUUCCUCCAGAUCGCCAAGAACGCCCUCGCCCAACAGAACAGCACCGUCGACUUGUACAACGAGUUCCCCGAUCAGAUCAAGCUGACGAACGCGCAGAAGCCGAGCGGCGGCGGCGACUCGUGCGCGUGCUAAAAAACCUCCACCCCUAAAUGCUACUACUACUUCUACUAAAAAAACAAACCCACUUGUAACUAUAUGGCUUUCAGUUCAUUUUUUGUUUUUGGGCAGUCCGCAGCACGUGAAUGAGUCAUAUCGGAAAUCAAAAAAUGACUGCUGCAAAGCUAUUUGUAUAUAUUUUAUUGAAAUUUAAAAAAAAACAAGGUUUUCUAUCGUAUCUAUACAUACAAUUUAUUUAUAAAUAACGAUCAAGUUUUUGUUCAUUGACGUUGCAAUCUCAUUUAUAGGUGAAAAUUUUAAUUGUUAAGCAGGGUUUCCCAACAUACAUAUAUAUUUAAAAAAAAAUAAUAAUGCAAAACUUUAAAAAUUGUGGGUGGUGAAUGUAUAAUUACAAGUUUUCAUUUGAUUCCCACUGCAAAUUGUUUAUUAAAACGUGGUUCGAAGAGACAUAGCUUAAGUAAUGUGAUAUGUUUGUUGUUAAAUUUAGUGGCUUCAGACAAAAAUACAAUUCAAUUUCGCGUUCAUUCAUUUGCAGGUCUUAUCUAUUUAACAUUGGUAUGCAAUAUUUUUCAUGUACAUAUUUAAAAAAACUAUUUUUAUAAUUUUCAGGUCUAUUUAUUUAGAUGUUUUGUUUUCUCUAAUAUUUAGUUUACAUUUUUAAUAAUUACUGUUUCUGUAAAACAGCUAUUGAAUGGCGAAACUGUUUAGUUAAUGAUAGUAGUUGUCUAUUGCCAAGUUCUUUUUAAAAACGAGAUUUCUGUAGUAUAUAUAAAUUUGUAUAUUAUCAAAUUAUAUUGAAUAAACAUUAAUAGUA
Aethina tumida (small hive beetle) is the source of this 1576-nucleotide messenger RNA. It is a transcript of the gene Rab7, whose product is annotated as ras-related protein Rab-7a. The transcript is spliced from 3 exons. Bases 151 to 777 code for a protein of 208 amino acids. Gene Ontology annotation, biological process: endosome to lysosome transport; phagosome-lysosome fusion. Gene Ontology annotation, molecular function: GTPase activity; GTP binding. Lineage: Eukaryota; Metazoa; Arthropoda; Insecta; Coleoptera; Nitidulidae. Gene Ontology annotation, cellular component: late endosome; lysosome; phagocytic vesicle. The record is from RefSeq and is a predicted model, not a curated record.